UUUUUUAGGAAGUUAAAAGUAAAACUGCCUCAUUGAAAAUUCGGCGAAACGUACGCGCUGAUAAAAAAUUGUAAAUUUGGGUAAACAAAACUUGAAAUAUCGAAUCUUUAAACUACAUUCUAUUAUGUCCUACUGCAUUCUUUAACAGCAUGCCAUUUAACACACAUGCUUAUAUGCCUGUUCCGAAUUGGCCCCACUAUUGCGAAAGGGCAAAUUGUUAACGUUAGCAAGAUCCGACUUAUUCCUUGGACCUGAUACAGGCGUUCGAUUCUCAUUGUUGUAUUCCAGAAAAAAAACUAUCAGAAUUCUGCUAGUUGAUACAUUUUCGAGUUUCCAAACUUUCAUGCUUGCCGAGCUUUAUGAUAGUCGAUUGGUCUCCCCUAUGCUGUCAUAGAUAUGCACUUUCAAAUAAACCUGAGAUCGAGGCACAUUUUCAACUGAGCUAAAUUUUAACGGUCGUUGCACAUGUAUAAAGUAUAAAAAUAUUUAGUCAAUUUUGCAGAUCAUACAGAACAGUUUGCAUAUACAGUUACAAUUUGAUUGUGUUAUUUAAUACAUGUAUUUUGUGAACAAAUUCUGAACAACGUUGCAUGAAGGUACUGCAGUUCGAUCGUAAAGACAUAACGUUUCGCACAUGCAUUUUACGAAACCUUUUGACCGCUAGAACUCGCAAGUUGACCUUCGAGAUUUGCAGCUUGGACGCGAAGAAACACUUGGAUCUACAAAACAGAAUUCCAAAGUCGAAAACUUGAUUUACCAUGUAACACGCUUCGAACUGAUUAUGAUUAUAUGUUAUAUAAUGAUUAUAGUCAUAUAUAAUUGAAAUUUCUCCGAUCACAUAAAUUUUAAUACAUUUUGUAAAAAGAAAAUAGUUAUUUAAACUUUAUCAGAAAUAUGAAGUCCCGAUCAUUUAUACGUUCUUCUUUUAUUUCAUCUCCUAAUAUCAAAGUACCAAAAAACUGUUGUUGCUCCUCCAUAACAUGCAAACGAUUCAGUUCCAGUAAUCAGCAUUCCAGAAACAGUAGAGCAAACCCCUUGACUUUGGACAGACAUUCGGUGUACAACCGGUACGAAGAAGUUGUUAAGUAUGCGCGGGAUGAACCGGACAAAUUUUGGGCCCAGAUGGCGCGAGAGAAAGUGACGUGGCACAAGCCAUUCAGUGUCGUGAACGAAAGUGACUUCAAAAAAGAUGGACGAGUCAGGUGGUUCGGGGACGGUCAGUUGAAUGUGAGUGAGAAUUGUCUGGACAGACACGACAGAGACUCGGUCGCUCUCAUCUGGGAGAAGGACGAGCCACGACAACACCAACACGUCACAUACGGUGAGCUGUUGGAUCUGACAUGUCAAGUAGCACACACCCUGUUGCAACUAGGAGUGUCGAAGGGAGACCGGGUGGUGAUUUACCUGCCCACUUGUCCCAUCGCAAUCGCCACCAUGCUCGCUUGUGCCCGAAUAGGUGCGAUACAUUGUGUCGUGUUCGCCGGAUUCAGUGCCUCCGCACUUGCACAACGAAUCAACGAUGCCGGCGCGAAACUAGUCGUGACGGCCGACAGGUCCCCGAGAGGCGGCAAAAUGAUAGAGCUGAAGAAAAUAGUCGACGAGGCGGUUAAGAUGUCAGGAUGUGUAGAGAAAGUGUUAGUUUGGCAGCGGCUUGGGAAAAAGGACUUGAAAGGGAUUGAUGUUGAUUUGGAAAAGGAGGUGGGCAAUCAAUCCAAAGAGAUGGAGGCUCCCUCGAUGAACGCGGAAGACCCUCUCUUUAUGCUGUAUACAUCAGGCAGCACAGGCAAACCAAAAGGCCUGGUCCAUACAAGUGGUGGCUAUCUGGCUUAUGUUGCCUGGACCCACGAGAUGGUGUUCAACUGGACGAAGGGCGAUGUGUUCGCAUGUGUAGCCGACAUAGGCUGGAUAACAGGGCACAGCUACCUGGCCUACGGGGCUCUAGCUAAUGGAAUCACCACUGUACUAUUCGAGAGCACGCCCUUGUACCCAGACCCAGGCAGGUACUGGGAGAUGGUUGAGCGUCUUGGGGUGAACCAGUUGUAUGCAGCCCCCACUGCCAUCAGGAGUUUGUUGAAGAAGGGCGACUCCUACCCCCAUCAGUACGACCUCUCCUCCCUCCGCACUCUGGGAUCGGUGGGGGAACCGAUCAACACUGAGGCGUGGCUCUGGUACAACGAACACGUCGGACACAAUAGAUGCACAGUAGUGGACACAUGGUGGCAGACAGAAACAGGCGGCAUCAUGAUCUCCCCCAGACCCAGUGCCCCGGAGGCAGAGAUCAUACCCACCAUGGCCAUGCGACCCCUGCCAGGGGUGGAAGUAGUUUUGAUUGACCCCCUGACGAAGGAGGAGUUGCCCAAGGGUGUGGCCACUGACGGGGACAUGUGCAUUACGAGACCAUGGCCCAGUAUGGCAAGGACAAUCUGGAAAGACCACAAUCGAUACGUGGACACUUAUUUGACGAAGGAGCACGGCUACUACCUGACAGGAGACGAGGCCCACCAGACGGAGGAGAACUACUACCGCAUCACAGGCAGGAUGGAUGACGUCAUCAACAUCAGUGGACACCGACUGGGCACCUCGGAGGUGGAAGACGCCAUUGACCAGCAUCCCCAAGUGUCAGAAUCAGCCGUCGUCAGUAUUCCCCACUCUAUCAAAGGAGAAGCGAUUGUGGCUUUUGUCACUCUUAAAGACAACUGCUCAAUAGAAGAAACUCAGUUAGAAACAGAGAUCAAUGCAGUGAUCAAGAAAGAGAUUGCCUCAUUUGCACAGCCAGAGAAUAUACACUUUGUAUCUAACCUUCCCCGCACCCGAUCAGGGAAGAUCAUGAGGCGUAUCCUGAAGAAGGUCAUCACAACCGGGGCCUCAGAGGACUUGGGAGACAUCUCCACACUGGCAGAUCCCUCCGCUGUACAAACUGUGGUGGACACGGUCAACAAAAAGAAGAAAAAUGAUCUACACAAAUAAUUAUUGACGUUGAUAUUUAUUGUUGCAAGCUGCUCUUUUUUCUGUAACCUGUUCCUACGACAAAAAAACUUCCUUUUCAUAAAUACAAGUGAAUCAUACGUCAAAUUUUAUAUGCUCACAAA
Symsagittifera roscoffensis is the source of this 3089-nucleotide messenger RNA. RefSeq names its product acetyl-coenzyme A synthetase 2-like, mitochondrial. The transcript is spliced from 10 exons. Lineage: Eukaryota; Metazoa; Xenacoelomorpha; Acoela; Convolutidae. Gene Ontology annotation, cellular component: mitochondrion. Gene Ontology annotation, molecular function: acetyl-CoA synthetase activity; AMP binding. The record is from RefSeq and is a predicted model, not a curated record. The coding region runs from base 895 to 2967 and encodes 690 amino acids.